Messenger RNA from Saprolegnia parasitica CBS 223.65, 1611 nucleotides. RefSeq lists its product as hypothetical. The record is from RefSeq and is a predicted model, not a curated record. Gene Ontology annotation, molecular function: heme binding; iron ion binding; monooxygenase activity. Bases 4 to 1611 code for a protein of 535 amino acids. The transcript is spliced from 2 exons. NCBI's taxonomy places the organism in Eukaryota, Oomycota, Saprolegniomycetes, Saprolegniales, Saprolegniaceae.
ACGAUGGCCACGAUCAACGCGAACCUUCACGAUGCAAUUACUUACUGUCAGUGCGAUUUCUUGAAGACACUUGCCCCCAGCGAUGUCCGACUGGACGUUCUCCUCCUCCGGACACUGGUUGCGAUCGCGGUGGUCGCGCUGAGCCUCCAUUGCCUCCCGCGCACGUGGGCCAUGAUGGCGCAAAAGCGUCGCAUCGCCAGCGCGCUACGGAGCCUGCCCGGCCCCCCGGGGCUUCCGCUUCUUGGCAACUUGCUCCAGCUCGGCCAACACAUGCACGACCUGCACCUCUGGAAGCGCCACUUGGCUGCCGUCUACGGGCCCACGUAUGCGAUUCGCGUCGACGUGGUCAUGAACGGCUCGAUCGUGACCAACAAGCCGUGCAACAUUGAACACAUUCUCAGCACCAACUGCAGCAACUACGUCAAGCCACAGAUCAUCCAAGACGUGUGCAAAGAAGUGAUGGGGCAAUCGAUCUUUGCCAUCAACCCCGACUCGCCGCUCUGGGCGUGCCAGCGCAAGCUCAUGGCCAACAUGUUUUCCGUCAACUCCUUCCGGAAAUACAUGGACUCGGUGUUUGUCGACGCUGCCGAUGACGCGCUUGGCCGGCUCGACGCCGCCGCGCGCCGCCACGACACGGUCAACCUCGAGACGACGCUGCUCACGCUGACGACCACGAUCGCCUUCCGCAUCGGGUUUGGGCGCCACGUGCCAGAGGAGAUGACCACCGACGCCUUUCACGGGCUCUUCCGCGAGGCGGGGGCAAUCACCGCCAACCGCUUCACGCGCCCGUGGUACAAGUUUGCAGGCGCGAUCUUGCCGUCCGAAGCCCGGCUCCGGACCGUCGUGGGACAAAUCGACGCGGCUCUGUAUGCGCUCAUUGCAGAGCGCAAGGCCGCGCCAUUGACACCAGGUGCGGUCGAUGUGCUCUCGCAGCUGCUCGACCAGCAGCGCCGCGGCCUUCUCGAGCUCAGCGACACGGUCGUGCGCGACACGAUGAUGACGGUGCUCUUGGCGGGGCGCGAGACGGUUGCGAGCGGCCUCCUCUGGAUCCUCUACUGCGUGAGUCGCCACCCGGCAGUCGAAGCCAAGCUCUUGGCCGAAGUCGAUGCGGUCUCGAGUGUCGACUACGAGUCAAUGGGCAGCCUCGUGUACAUGGAGGCCGUCAUGAAGGAGACGUGGCGGCUCUUCCCCCCGACGCCGCUCGAACUCAAGGCGGCCGUCGCGGACGACGUGCUGCCCGAUGGCACGUUCGUCCCCGCGGGUGUCAAUGUCGAGUUUUCGCCGUUUGUUAUGAACCGGGAUCCGACCCGGUGGCGUAACCCCGAUGUGUUCGAGCCCGAGCGCUGGCUUGAGCACGGGUUCUCGCCCACCGAUUUUGAGUACCCCGUCUUUAACGCUGGAAAGCGCAAGUGCGUCGGCCAGCGCAUCGCGAUGCUCCAGACAAAGUUCAUUCUCUGCAAGCUCUACGGACACCUCCGAUUCGACAUCCUCGACGAGAAAGACCCGACGUUUGCGCUUGGCAUCUCGCUCUUCCCGACCAACGGCAUGGCCGUCAAGCCCGUCUUGCGUCGACCGUCCAAGCUGUCGGCAACGCCAGCAUCGGCUGCAUGA